AUUAGCGGAGCCCUCACUAUCAAAUACAACAACCUAAUCGACGGAACUAGUAAAGGAGCCUUUAUUAACUCUAAUAAGAUCAAUAACUCCAAUAUCACGUUUCUAAUUAGCGUUAAGGUAAUUAAUCAGAUAGUCAUAGAUCAUAAACUCACCAAGUUUAUCCUAAUCGAGAACCUUAAUAGUUCGUCGAUCAACAAGCGGACAAGGGCUAACCCCUCUAGUGCGGCUAUCGCCUUAACCACCCCCUUAUUUAGAAGUAAGAAAACCAAGGUAGGAAAGAUAGAAACACUUUUAGCUAUACCUACCAAAAAAAAGAAGAAAGAACUAGGAGAUAACGACAAUAAGGGAAAUAGGAAGAAGGAAGAGGGGAAGAAGGAAGAGGAGCAAAAAGAAGAGGGGAAGAUAAAAGCGGAGAAGAAGGAGGCUAAUAGUGCCUCUAGGAUAUCUUUAAGGAGAAUAAGACCACCAUUUCUAUUAGCUAGUCUAGAGAACAUUACUAACCUACGAGUAGCAGCUCUUCGAUUCCUAACUCUAGUGGCUAAAACGCCUACUUAUACCUAUACCGUGCUUAUAAAGUAUACAGCUCUUAAGAGCUUUUAUAGUAAAGGGAAAAUGGAUAUUCUAUUAUAUAAGAAUAUAAGCGUAGAUCUAGAUACUAGUAAGACGAAAUUUAAGAAGAGCGAAUUUAGUGACCCUAAUUAUCUAAAAACGGCUAAGAAACCAUAUAUUACCACAAAGCUAUUUAUGGAAACCCUCGCUAGGUUUAAAUCAGCCAAGAUUUAUAUUUAG
Penicillium longicatenatum is the source of this 789-nucleotide messenger RNA. RefSeq lists its product as uncharacterized. The annotation marks the transcript as partial. The transcript has 6 exons. The record is from RefSeq and is a predicted model, not a curated record. Lineage: Eukaryota; Fungi; Ascomycota; Eurotiomycetes; Eurotiales; Aspergillaceae.